Messenger RNA from Durusdinium trenchii, 3063 nucleotides. The record is from the annotation of a GenBank genome assembly. Lineage: Eukaryota; Dinophyceae; Suessiales; Symbiodiniaceae.
AUGAGUGAUGCUUUGCUCCUUGCCGGCUUGGUGCGUGAGGUGGCGCUCAACGGUGGUUCUGUGGCUGCAGGUGAGCUGCUGCGAUAUGACCGACAGCUGCGGAAGUGGCUAGGUGAUAGGAAGCUCCUACAAUUCAUUGCCCAGCAUCAGACUGUCUUCAGUAUAGAAGGUCAGCAGGUGACCCUGCAACCUGGAGCCAUGCAAACCUCCGAGCCAAGCAGCACAAGCUUGGGAGGUGACCUGCCAGAGUUUGAUAAUUCAACUGAUCCAAGUGGCGAAGUCUAUUGCAGCAGCUGUGGUGCGGCUCUUCCGUCAAGGAACCGGCUCUUCGCCCACCUUGCUGCAGCUCAUGGCUUGCGCAGACCCGACGAAGUGAAGGCUCCCAAGGUUGCUGCUGAUGAUCACCUGGAGCGCGGGCUCCAGCGUGAAACCAUAGAAGGGCUUCGCUUUGUGAUGGAAACACGCGGUGAGGGGAGAUCACCUGUGCGGCUGGACUGGGUUUGCACGAUUCCGCGAGUGCGCCAAAGUCUCAUCCUUUGGCUGCGCUCCAAAAUGCUGGCAGGUGUGCUGCCCCAGCAUGCGCCUCGCUCGGGGGGCUGGUGGAAGAUCGCAAUUGUCGAGUUCCUGAAGUUCAUGCAGGACCGGUCUGAGAUUUUCGAAGUUGGGCAACUGGGCGGUCCACAGGCCCCAGAGAAUGGUGAGGGCAUCCGGCUUCGUCAAACCUUGGUCGGGCUAAGCGACUCUGCCUGGCAACAGACGGACCAGCUGCAAGAUGAAAGUCAGGAGCAACUUGCUGGUCGUGUUCUGACUGUCUUGCAGGCGAUGCAGGCCGAUCCUGUGAAGAAGCGUUUCUCCUAUCAGUUGCUCAGCGAGGUGGCUCAAGAUCGUGGUGUGCAGCGUCUCUUACAUGGACGAGUGUUGUCCAAAACUUUGGCGGGUGACGCAAGAUUCGAAGUGAAAGAAGAUCCCCGCCAUGGCAUAACUAUCCGGCUUUCUGGUGAUAGUGUCGUGCGGAAAGGGACGACAGACGCUGGCACAUCACCCUCAGCGGCCUCCAUGGUGUCUAUUUUGGCACGCCACGAAGGCUACGCAGUGGCUUUGGACAAACCGGCGGGCCUGACAACUGAAGAACUUAUUCAUCAUUUUGAGUCCCAAGAGAAACCAGAGGGUCCGCUCAAAAGUGUCUCACGCUUGGAUGCUCCUACCUCGGGUGCUUUGGUGGUUCCUCUUUGUCAGGACGCCAUGGAGGACUUGAAAGAUCACUUCUCAGCGCGCAGGGUCACGAAGGCCUAUUUGGCUUUGGUCUUGGGGGAGCCGCCCAAGCAUGGACAAAUUGAUGUGAAGCUUCGAGCAGUUCAGUCCGUGGAUCGCUAUCGCGCUGUCGUUCAUCCCUAUGGCAAAGAAGCUGUCACGAGCUUCCAACGGCUGGCAGUGCUUCAAGGGGAUGAGCAUCAUGAUUCUUACUCCCUGGUGCUGGCAUGGCCUUUGACUGGUCGAAUGCAUCAGAUUCGGGCCCAUUUUGCCCAUUUGGGCUUUCCCCUAGCUGGGGAUGUGCGCUAUGCACCUCGAAAGGGGUCCACUGCAUGGUCCGGGGAGCGCCUCUUUUUGCAUGCCGCUUUUAUCUCUGUGCCCUCGUCGCUGACAGCUGUGUCACCCUUGAAGGUGGAUCUCCUUGAGCCCUUGAAGGAACUUAAGAUCGACCCGCAAUUGCUGCAGCAGUUGCAGGCUCCAAAGUUUUAUCUGGAGAGAGCGGCAAAAGCAGCGUCUUUGAGUUCCAGUGAAUCCAGCAGCGCAAGUGAUGAUAGCGAUGAUGAACAUCUCCAAUCACUGCUUGCCAAAGAGAACGUGACCGAUCCAGACCCUGCCGCAGUCAUGCGGCCGGUCAUGAGUGGGCCCAGCAAAGCACCGCAGCCCCAACGUCCAGAUCUACCAGAGAUGCCACAGGAAUCUGGCUGUGGUUACAUUCCUGGGCCUCAGAUUCCAGACUCGAAGCCAUUGCCCCAGAUAGUUGCCCGCGAGCAGUCCGGAGGAGGAGCUGGCGCCGUGGUUGCCACAGUGGGAUGCUCUGUGCUGGGCUUCAUGAUGGCAGGUCCAGUGGGUGCUGUAAUUGGCGGUGGCUUGGCCAUUGCUGCAGCCUCUGCAACAAAGCGGUCAGAUCAACGGCUACCACUUGGGAUCUCCAACCUUUGCCUGCCACAGGAUCAGAUUGUGAAGCGCUCUGGCAUCACGUACUUCACAGUCACAUCCAUUUGCUGCAGCAAGAAUGAGUUCGACCUCUUCUUGCGCAGAGGCCAGGGAUCCAUCACCACACCGUCAGGCUUUGCACCCGCCAUAACUGAUGCUGGUGGCACCUUUGCCAUCGAGGUGCCACCAGGCGUUGUGGCUGGCCAAGAGCUCACGGUGAGAAGUCCAGAUGGCUCCAGUUUUCGCAUCACUGUGCCUCAGGGUAUGGGGCAGACCCUCGCGGUCCAAGUGCCAGAUGGUCGGGAGCUCACCGUUGUUGUUCCACCAGGUGACUCAGAUGAGGUCUUCCAGAUUCAAGUGCCUCCUGGGAUUGAAGCUGGCCAGAUCGUGAGCUGCACGCAAUGCAGCAUAGUCGUGAACAUCCAGGUCCCAGAUGGGCGGCAACUUCCUGUGAUGGCGCAUGAUGCCCGAGCAGAGGCACGACAAAUUGCCCAGAGAUGCCGGCAGCUGGUGGACGCAAAUUUUGCUCUUCGACGCAUUCGCCCUCCUGAAGGGAAGUUCUUCAUUGUGGACUUCGAGGUGAAUGACCACAUAGCCAAAGACCUCUACUGUGCUCAAGUCGGAGAGCGGUUCCACCAUGGAAGCAGUAUGACGGGCUCCGUCACAUUCCUACAUUGGCUUCCGGCUUUCUGCCGCAGCAGGGUCCAGCGUGACAUCCAUCAUUCGCUUCAGGAGAGCGAUGGCUGCGCACUCUGGAAGCUCAUCAGCAAGGUCCGAGAUCAUCGGGGCGAAUCUGCUUCUCCCGAGGUGUCGGCCUCCUCCAAGGUGGGACAUCUCACUGCCAGAUUCCAAGUGUUUGUUGAAGUCAGCCGUCAGUGA